Didymosphaeria variabile is the source of this 2016-nucleotide messenger RNA. RefSeq names its product aspartate--tRNA ligase msd1 (gene MSD1). Gene Ontology annotation, cellular component: mitochondrion; cytoplasm. Gene Ontology annotation, molecular function: ATP binding; aspartate-tRNA ligase activity. Gene Ontology annotation, biological process: aspartyl-tRNA aminoacylation. The transcript has 4 exons. NCBI's taxonomy places the organism in Eukaryota, Fungi, Ascomycota, Dothideomycetes, Pleosporales, Didymosphaeriaceae. The record is from RefSeq and is a predicted model, not a curated record. The coding region runs from base 1 to 2016 and encodes 671 amino acids.
AUGAGCAUCAGGGGACGCGAUUCUGAUAGACUCAAUCAGCUGCGUCAAGAAGACGAGUCGCUCGACCAGAUUCGAAAGCCAGAGAAGCGCUGGAUAGCUAUAGGACCACGUGUAAGAAAUAUACCGACCGAAGCGAAAUUCUUCAACUGUCUGAUUGACCUCGUAAUAGUACACCCGGAAAACUGGAGUCACCUUGCCAAGCUAACUCAUGUGUGGGAGACUGCAAGGCCUGGUUCACAGGUGGCAUUUUGUGGUUACCUGCAUACACGCCGUGAUGUGAACAAGAAGCUCUCCUUCACCGCACUGCGGAAUAUACAACAGGACCUUACCAUUCAGAUCGUGUCGAAUGCCAACAACGAGGGCAGUGAGGAAGCACAAGCUCACAAUCAACUGAAAACGUUACGGGAGUGGACACCUGUAGUCGUAAAAGGCACACUCAAAGAGCGCGUACCUACCCCACGAGUCGAGACACCAAUGAUGAAAGCGAGGGAGAUUGCCUUGACAUCUAUCACUCCGCUCAACCUGGUAGCCAAGGAUAUUAUCGUCAAGAGCGAAGCAGCGUACGGCCCCGAACAGCGUCAUUUGCAGCUCCGCACCGACUGGUCGGCGCGGGGUCGCCUCAUCACGCGAAGUAAGACCAUCCACGAAGCAAGGAAGUUCUUACAUGAACGGGAGUUUGUAGAGAUUGAGACACCUCUUCUCUUUAAGUCAACACCCGAGGGGGCACGCGAAUUCCUAGUGCCGACUCGAAACAAAGGUCUGGCCUAUGCGUUGCCUCAGAGCCCUCAGCAAUACAAACAGAUACUGAUGGCGUCUGGGUUUCCCAAGUACUACCAGUUUGCAAGAUGCUUCCGUGACGAGGACUUGAGAGCGGAUCGCCAACCAGAAUUCACGCAGCUUGACAUGGAAAUGUCCUUCGCAGAUGAAGAGACAGUAAUGGCAGAAAUUGAAGCUUUGAUUAGCAAAGUCUGGCAAAGAAUGUCCUCAGCCCCCCGCCUUACGACACCAUUUCUACGAAUGACUUACCACGAGGCAAUGUCGUCCUACGGCUCGGACAAACCAGACUUGCGUUAUAGCGCAACGAUACAUGAAGUCACCGAACGUCUGGAGACCGAUUUCAUCAGCAAAAUAACAGCACUCAAACACCCCGCAAUCGAUGCAUUCAAGAUGUCGCUGUCAGACGAUCCAGCAGAGAACCGCAGAUUCAUUGCCGACUUCUUUGAUAGCCCCGAAGGCGCUCCUUUCCUCCGAAAUCCCGAUGGUCAACCCGCCACCUUCUGCGGCGACGCCCGGCAACCCAUGGGCGGCCUUGGCCCACUCGGCUAUCGGUUUACAAUGGAAGCACCCAGCGAGCUCUCGACAGACCAUGGAGAGCUCCUUGUAAUGCAAGCACGACCUCACGGCCCUUUCACCGGCGGAUCAACCAUGCUCGGAAACUUGCGUCUGGCGCUGUACAAAGCGGCCGCUGCCCAAGGCCUGAUCGAGCCGCCGCACUGGAAGGAUUUCAGAUUUGUUUGGGUUACAGACUUCCCACUCUUCUCGCCCACGAACGACGCGGAGCCCGGCCAAGGCGGUACCGCUGGUCUCGCGUCAACACACCACCCCUUCACGGCACCAAAGACCGCUGCUGACCUUGACAUGCUCCUUACAGAUCCUACUAAAGUGAUUGCGGCGCACUACGAUAUAGUGGUUAAUGGCGUGGAGCUCGGAGGUGGCAGUCGGCGUAUUCACAAUGCUGAGGUCCAGGAAUUCGUUUUCCGUGAGGUGCUGAAGAUGAAGCCAGAACGGAUCGAGGACUUUAGGCAUUUACUGGAUGUGCUGAGGAGCGGAUGCCCGCCGCAUGCUGGGAUUGCGUUGGGAUGGGAUCGUCUGAUGACGCUGUUGACGGGAUGCGAGAGCGUGAGGGAUGUUAUUGCGUUUUCGAAGAGUGGGAGUGGGGAGGAUGCGUUGGUGAAGAGCCCCAACAGGGCGACGAAGGAGCAGUGGGAGACGUAUCAUCUGAGGGUGGUGGAGUAG